This is a messenger RNA of Trichomonas vaginalis G3, 1239 nucleotides long. RefSeq lists its product as uncharacterized. The record is from RefSeq and is a predicted model, not a curated record. The transcript has a single exon. Lineage: Eukaryota; Parabasalia; Trichomonadida; Trichomonadidae. Bases 1 to 1239 code for a protein of 412 amino acids.
AUGACUUUCGAUUUUUCUUCUCCGAAGAAAACAACAGAGACUGAAGUUGUAUAUGACUUUGCACCAGUCAACAAUGAUGAUAGUGAUAAUGGUGACCUUUGGGAAGCAUAUCAAAACGUUUGUUUUUCAAGGCAACCUCCGAUCCCAGCUCUUUCAGUUAUGAAGCCAAUAUUGCAAGGAAACAAAUUCAACGCGAAUCUUGCUCACUACAAGAUUGGUAGGGACUUAAAUGUCAUUGUAGAUAUGUUAAUCAAUGUCAAAACAAUUUCUUUGCUUAAUUUAUCAGAUAACGCACUCGAUGAAGGUUGCAUUCCAAAGUUAGUCGAGUUCAUGUCACAAUCUGAUUCAAUUUCCGUUUUAAACAUCUCAAAUAAUCCAAAUAUCCGUACUAAUGGCAUCACUGAUCUUCUCGAAGGUAUCGCUGAAAACCGAUCAUUAGAAUCACUCAAUAUUUCUAAUACUGGAGCCCAAAAUAUCGGUGUUUCCUUUGCAAAAGUUUUAUCUUCUUGCCAAUUGCUUGCUCGCGUUGAAGCUGCAGGCUGCAACAUGAGACAAACAGCCAUAGAUGUUGCCAACGCAAUUCCUUCCUCAGAUAAGCUAAAGCGCUUAAAUUUAUCUCGAAAUAUGUUACAUGUCGGCGGACGUCGCUUUGCAUCACUUCUUGGUGGUUCCGUUGCAAGAUGCUCCAGCCUCAAGAAACUUUUCCUUGCAGAAAACGCAAUUGACGAUGAAAUGUGCCAAGCAUUACUAAAAGGGCUCGGAGAAUCGACUGUUCUUACAGUUCUUGACAUAUCCAAGAACAUGAUCGGUGAAGCAAGUGGUCGUGCCAUAGCAAACUUCAUCGGAAAGGUCGGAUCCCUUAGAUCUCUUGAUAUUUCACAAAAUCCACUCUUAAAUGUCACAAUUAAUGCUCAAAAAGGCCAGCAAUCGCUUGAAGAAGGUGGAGAUAAGGACCAGAACAAGAAGGAUAAGAAACCAAAGACUUAUACUCCAGGAGUUUAUAUUAUUCUUCAGGCUUUGCCUAAAAACCAGUCAUUGGCCAUCCUCCAGAUGAUAGGAACUAUUGCACCUGAAGAAGAGAUCAACGCUAAGCUCGAAAGCUUGCCAUCAACAAAUCCAAACUUAACUGUUGUAUUUAGAGGUCCGGAAUCAAGAAAAUAUGAUCCAAAUCAGAAAGUACAACUUCCUAAAGUUGAUUCCUCUGAAGAUGAUGAUGAACAUGAAAGUGAUGGAGAAUAA